AACAAAAUGGCCGCCGCCUUAUGUCGAUAACUCUUCUGUCUCAGUGUUACAAGGUGCAAUUUUGUAACGGCGUGCGUUUUUAUUAACCGUGACAUUUACCGUCAAAGAAUCUGCGUCUGUUCGCACAUUUCGACGCCGUCAUGUUUCAGGUUAUCGGCGGCAGGACCGUCCAGACGGCCCGACUCCUCGCACCCAGGAGCGCCGUGCUCGUGGAGGCCGUCCGCGGCCGAAAGUCCCGCAACGACCCUGUGGCCAAGUCCAAAGAGGGGCGAAUAAAAGUUCCUCCCCCCGUCGAUCCGGUGGAGAUGGUGGUGCUGAAGGAGAGAUUCACGGAGUACCAGUUGAUCAUGAGGGCGCUCCGUCUGGAGUUUAAGGAGGAGGUGCUGCGAAAGAAGUAUGAGGAGGAGACUGGCUCUCAGGCAGAGGAGAGGGCGAGGCAGGAGGCGGAGGAGCAUCGCGCGCUCAUGGCCUGGAACAACGAGGAGAACCUACGCCUGCUCAAAAUCAGAGUGAUGAGAGUCCAGAAGGAGAAGGAGGAAGCUGAGCGCAAGCAGUUAGAAGCUGUCAUUAAGCGUGAACAACAGCACCAAGAAUUCAUCAAAGAAAAAGAGAAGGAGAUUUUGCAGUUGCAGGAGGAUGCAAAGAACUUCAUCACCCUGGAGAACCUGGACCAGCGUAUUGAAGAAGCUCUGGACAAUCCAAAGAAUUACAACUUUGCCAUCGACAAAGAAGGCAGAGUUGUGAAACAGACAGUGCUGCAGUGAAACGGCAGACCAGCCUCUACGUGUCUGUCUCAGGAGAAAAACAAAGACUGACUCAUGUUUGGACCCUGGGAGCGAAUUUUCUUCCAACAUGACCACUGAAACAUUAAGGGUGAGAAGGCUGUCGAACCUGUAAACUAAGAAUUUAAAAACCAUUCAUCAGCAGAAAACUUGGCUCAUGUGCAGAGAAGUUUGAAGACAAGGCAUCGUGUCAUCAGAAAAGUACACGUGUGGAGUCAGUUUGGCUUUUGACAGAAUGAGACCACGUGUCCAAACUUCUGUUAGUGAUGAGCAGUUUAACCGUGCUGCCUUUAUUUUCACUGUCACCACGUUCUUUUUAUCAUUAGUCUGCUCAUGAUGUGAUGUAUAUAAGGUAAAUUAAUGUCUGUUGUGAGUUUCCACUCAAUCCUUUUGAACAGUGAAGCAUCACCUUCUUUUCUAACUUAUCAAGAUUUAGAUUUUCUGUACUUACUCAGGCUCUAAAAUUGAUUUAAGAGCUACCUGAAUUUACAGUUUUUCAUUUACAGUUACAACAUAGCAUCAAACUGUGAGAAAGCAAAGCAAAGCAAAACAAGACAAGAUGACUCAGAAGACGUUCCACAAUAUCCUAUGUGUUCUCAAGCUUUUCACAUUAAAACAUGGAAAUGAU
Molecule: messenger RNA, 1410 nt
Organism: Toxotes jaculatrix (banded archerfish)
Lineage: Eukaryota; Metazoa; Chordata; Actinopteri; Toxotidae
Gene: mrps26
Product: mitochondrial ribosomal protein S26
Exons: 4
Coding region: 141-764 (207 amino acids)
Cellular component (GO): mitochondrial small ribosomal subunit
Source: RefSeq, a predicted model, not a curated record